ACGAGCUUAAUUGUUAUUUAAAGUAUGCUGUGACUGUGUCAAAUCCAUCUCUCAUAGUUUACUUCUCCAUUGUUGACAUCAUAUCUUUUUUGCACAAUUUCACUGUGAUCCAAACAUGUCGUUACCCACAGAUCCCGUCCACUGGACCCGAGGUGAAUUCCUCAUCUCCACCGAUAAGAGAUACCUCUCGCCCACGGCCAUCAAUCACGCAUUCGCACAGGACUACAUGUACUGGGCCAAACCAUUUCCCGAAGAAAUUCUAAAGAAGGUCAUCGAGAAUUCAUUCUGUUUUGGCGUCUACGACAUCCGCUCGCAUCGACUCUGCAAUGAAGAGAACGGCCACUCACAGCAACCGGUCGAAGACUUGAAUGCAGCCGAUGUGAAGCAGAUCGGGUUCGCCCGGCUGGUAACCGAUCGCGUCACAUUCGCUUAUCUGACCGACCUAUACGUCCUGGCGGAGUACCAGGGGCGAGGGCUGGGUGGGUGGCUCAUCGAUUGUGUGGAUGAGGUGGUCCGCCCCCUGCCGUACUUGCGGUGGCUGAUGCUGCGGACUUCGGCCGCAAAGAGUCAGGCGUCGUAUGAGACCCGGCUCGGGAUGAAGGUGCUUGAUACUGGGGAUAUCGAUAAAGGUCCGGUCAUGAUGGGGAGACAGGGAACGGCUGGGGGAGUAUGAGUGUGCAGGUUAAGAGGGGAGGUGUUCGGGCUGGAUGGCUCUUCUAGACUUGCACGUGGGAGUAGGAUAACAGACGAUUAUCGCGUUUUGUUCCUAGGGAGUACAUACUUACCUUCGAAGAGGAGAUAUAUAAUAGCUUCGUGCCGCAUAUUUUGCCUUUCACAGCUAAUUCCAUAGACUUCUCCGCAAUACAGGUGCAGAAAUGCAGCGCCAACUUU
Aspergillus aculeatus ATCC 16872 is the source of this 891-nucleotide messenger RNA. RefSeq lists its product as uncharacterized. The record is from RefSeq and is a predicted model, not a curated record. The transcript has a single exon. Lineage: Eukaryota; Fungi; Ascomycota; Eurotiomycetes; Eurotiales; Aspergillaceae. Gene Ontology annotation, molecular function: acyltransferase activity, transferring groups other than amino-acyl groups. The coding region runs from base 116 to 673 and encodes 185 amino acids.